AUGGUCAAAGAGACCAAGCUUUACGAUUCCUUGGGCAUUAGCCCCUCUGCGUCACAAGAUGAGAUCAAGAAAGCAUACCGCAAAUCGGCCCUGAAGUGGCAUCCCGACAAGAACAAGGACAACCCCAAUGCCUCUGAGAAGUUCAAAGAAUGCUCGCAAGCGUACGAAAUCCUGUCCGACCCCGAGAAGCGCAAGACAUACGACCAGUUCGGCCUGGAGUUCCUACUGCGGGGCGGCGCACCACCACCAGAUGGAGCAGAAGGCUUCGCAGGCGGAGCCGAGGGCUUCCCGGGCGGCUUCCCAGGCGGCUUCCCAGGCGGGAUGCCUGGUGGCGGCGGGGCGCGGACGUUCCGCUUCUCGACAGGCGGCGGGCCCGGCGGCGGAUUCCAGUUCUCCAACGCAGAGAACAUAUUCGCGGACUUUAUGCGUAACGCUGGCGGUGGUAUGGGCGGCAUGGGCGGCAUGGACGACGACGACGGCUUCGGCGGCUUUGGCGGCUUCGGCGGCAUGCCUGGCGGGUUCCCAAGCGGCGGUGCGGGCGGACGCCCCGGUGUGCGGAGGUCGACGACAAGUGGUGCUGGCAGAAGGGCGGCGACGCCGGAGGUGACGGUCGUGGAGAAGCCGCUGCCGGUUAGCUUGGAGGAGCUGUUCAAUGGCACGACGAAGAAGAUGAAGAUUAAGCGCAAGACGUACGACCAGUCGACGGGCAAGCAGAGCCUGCAAGACCGUAUUCUUGAGGUGCCCAUCAAGAAGGGCCUCAAGGCUGGCAGCAAGAUCAAGUUCUCAGAUGUCGGCGACCAGGUCGAAGGCGGCACGCAAGACCUGCACUUCGUCGUCGAAGAGAAAAAACACCCUCUCUUCUCGCGCGAAGGCGACGACAUCCGCGCCAGUGUCGAAAUCGACCUCAAAGAAGCCCUGACAGGCUGGAAACGUACCGUGCAGACGAUCGACGGCAAACAAGUUGGCGUCAGCUCGGCGGGCCCGACGGCCCCCACAUGGGAAGAGCGCUACCCCGGCCUCGGCAUGCCCAAGAGCAAGAAGCCCGGCGAGCGCGGCGACUUCGUCGUCGGCGUCAAGAUCCGGUUCCCCACAAGCUUGAGCGCCGACCAAAAGCAGAAGCUGAAGGAGGUUCUGUAG
Aplosporella prunicola CBS 121167 is the source of this 1137-nucleotide messenger RNA. RefSeq lists its product as uncharacterized. Gene Ontology annotation, biological process: translational initiation. The transcript has 4 exons. The record is from RefSeq and is a predicted model, not a curated record. The coding region runs from base 1 to 1137 and encodes 378 amino acids. Gene Ontology annotation, molecular function: protein-folding chaperone binding. Gene Ontology annotation, cellular component: cytosol. Lineage: Eukaryota; Fungi; Ascomycota; Dothideomycetes; Botryosphaeriales; Aplosporellaceae.